This is a messenger RNA of Sinocyclocheilus anshuiensis, 672 nucleotides long. RefSeq lists its product as uncharacterized. The transcript has 5 exons. The record is from RefSeq and is a predicted model, not a curated record. The coding region runs from base 1 to 672 and encodes 223 amino acids. NCBI's taxonomy places the organism in Eukaryota, Metazoa, Chordata, Actinopteri, Cypriniformes, Cyprinidae. Gene Ontology annotation, biological process: response to bacterium.
AUGACGCAGACCGCUUUAGUGUCAGUGUCACACGCACAAUCACUCACUGAGAUGGAGAGGACAAGACUCGCUCUCAUCGCGCUCAUGUAUGUCUUACUUUUCUGUCAGAAAAGAAUCAAUGGAGAAGAAAUGGAGAUGAAAGUCAGACCAGGAGACAACAUCACUCUCUACUGUGAUCGCUCUCUAACUCUUGGUUCUGUCGUUGUAUGGAUAAGAAACUGCUCUCAUGAAAAUCAACCCUCUCUCAUUAUAGAUUUUAGGAAACUGUACCUGGAGAUAUUUCAGCGAUUCAGCUUUAUCUACAACCCCUACAGUAAAUCCUAUGAUCUACAUAUUACUAACAUCAGUGUCUCUGAUCUGGGACUGUACUACUGUGCAAAACUAGAGAAUAAUAUGACGAAAGAUGCAAAAGGCAUCAUCUCCUCAUCAGAAGUGUACUAUUAUGGAAACCAAACAACUCGUCUCUCUCUGAAAGUAUCUUCCUGUUCUGGACCCUUGAAUACCACCUCCAUACCACCUCCUGUAUCAGACUGUGUGCUCUGCUGGACGCUGCUGUUCAGUGUGUGUCCCGUGUGUGUUCUCCUCUCCUCCAUCUGUGUGUACUGCUACUGUUUGGCUCAAACCACAGGGCGAUCCAAUGAGUACGACUGGAAAGAUCUGCCUCCACACUGA